AUGGCAAAGGACACAAAGUUUUACGACAUCCUUGGUGUCUCUCCAAACUGCACAGAGGCAGAGUUGAAGAAGGCAUACAAGAUCGGGGCUCUAAAGCAUCACCCUGACAAGAACGCACACAACCCCGAUGCGGAAAACAAGUUCAAGGAUCUCUCCCAUGCGUACGAAGUUCUUUCCGAUCCUCAAAAACGUUCUAUCUAUGAUCAGUAUGGCGAAGAAGGACUCGAAGGUGGCGGAGCUGCAGGUGGCAUGAACGCCGAGGACCUUUUCUCACAAUUCUUUGGUGGAGGAGGAGCUUUCGGCGGCGGCGGUGGACUUGGAGGUAUGUUCGGCGGAGGCAUGCAACAGCGUGGACCACCAAAGGCCCGGACAAUCCACCACGUACACAAGGUCUCACUCGAGGACAUCUACCGGGGCAAGGUUUCCAAGCUUGCGCUCCAAAAGUCGGUCAUCUGCUCGAAGUGCGACGGCCGUGGUGGCAAGGAGGGUGCCGUUAAGAAGUGCGCCGGCUGUGAUGGCCAUGGUAUGAAGACUAUGAUGCGCCAGAUGGGACCCAUGAUCCAGCGUUUCCAAACAGUUUGCCCGGAUUGUAAUGGCGAGGGAGAGAUCAUCCGCGAGAAGGAUAAGUGCAAGGGCUGCAACGGAAAGAAGACCGUUGUUGAGAGAAAGGUCCUCCACGUCCAUGUGGACAGAGGUGUCAAGACUGGACACAAGAUCGACUUCCGCGGCGAGGGUGACCAAACUCCAGGUGUGCAGCCGGGAGAUGUUAUUUUUGAGAUCGAGCAGAAGCCACACGCCAGAUUCCAACGCAAGGACGACGACCUUUUCUACCAAGCCGAGAUCGACCUUGUGACUGCGCUUGCCGGAGGAACUAUAUUCGUAGAGCACUUGGACGACCGGUGGUUGAGCGUCGACAUUCUUCCAGGAGAGGUUAUCUCACCAGGUACCGUCAAGUUAAUUAGAGGCCAAGGUAUGCCAUCAUAUCGUCAUCACGACUUUGGAAACAUGUACGUCCAAUUUGAUGUCAAGUUUCCCGAGAAGAACUUUACAGCCGACCCUGCUGCAUUCGAGGCUCUCAAGGCCAUUAUCCCUCCUUCGCACACCAUUGCUGCGCCGCCAGCUGAUACCAUGACGGAAACGGUUGACUUCGAAGACGUUGAUCCUGCCCAGCAAGCACGAGCCCAAGGCGCAACGGCAAUGGACGAGGACGAUGAGGAUGGACACCCAGGUGGCGAACGUGUUCAGUGCGCUUCCCAGUAA
This is a messenger RNA of Cadophora gregata, 1260 nucleotides long. RefSeq names its product Type I HSP40 co-chaperone (gene YDJ1). The transcript has 4 exons. Gene Ontology annotation, molecular function: ATP binding; Hsp70 protein binding. Gene Ontology annotation, cellular component: cytoplasm; cytosol; nucleus. NCBI's taxonomy places the organism in Eukaryota, Fungi, Ascomycota, Leotiomycetes, Helotiales, Ploettnerulaceae. Gene Ontology annotation, biological process: response to heat; protein refolding. The coding region runs from base 1 to 1260 and encodes 419 amino acids. The record is from RefSeq and is a predicted model, not a curated record.